AGAAGAUAAUUUUUUUUGAAACUUUUUGACAUUACCUAGAAGAAAAUUAUCUUAAACACUCGGGCUAUUAUAUUACAAUUCAGCGACGAAAUCGAGUCUUCUUUGUCUUGGAAACAUGACUAAAAGUAGAAUAUCCGAGUAUCGAGCAUUUCACGAUUUUACUAAAAGACUACUGACUAUUGGUGGUCUGUGGCCUUACGAUAAUACUAACAUUUUUUAUCGUCUCUUACCAUACGUACAGAUUUUUUUAAAUUUGGGAAUGGCUUUAGUGGUAUAUGGUUUCGUGCAGAAACAUUUUUCAAACGUCGCUGUUGUUACAAGAGGUUUUGGUAUCAUGACAAGUUUCGUAACAGCUAUUUUGAAGGUAAUGUGUUUGGUAAUCAAUCACAACGAUUUAACGAAGCUACACAAAAGUCUAGAUCCGUAUUUUGAAGAGUUAUUGAAAAAUCCAAAAUUGUUGGAGCAUAUUUUAAAAAAAGUAAAUAUCUUCAGAUUCCUAUCAUGGGCUUUAGGUUGUUGUGUAUUUGCAGUGAUAGCAUUUUACAUAAUCACUCCGUUGAGUUUUAUAAUAAGUUGCUAUUUUCAUCAUGUUGAAAUUAAAAAAUAUCCACUAAUAUACCCCGGCAGCUAUCCAUGGAAAAUUCCAUCAAGUGGAUUCGUUUACAAAGCUCAUUUUAUAUUUGAAACACUUGGAUCAUUUGCAUUAUUUUUCGUUACAACGAGCGUUGAUUCUUUGUUUACACUUUACGUUUUCCAAAUAAUUGGACAAUUACGUGAAAUCUCAUACUGUAUCACCCAUAUUAAUCAUGAAAAUGAUGAUGGAGAUUUUGUUAUUUAUAAAUGUAUUGCUCAAUACGAACAAUUAAUAAAAUGCCGCGAAAUACUUGAAAAAAUUUAUGGCCCGGUUAUUCUUUGGAUAAUGGGAACAAAUGCUGUUAUAUUAUGUGCAUUAUUAUUUCAGAUGAAAAGCAUAACCGUCAUACAAGGUUUAUUAUUCACUACUUACUCUAUAUUGAAAAUGGUUCAAACAUUUAUGUAUGCAUGGAGUGGAUCAUGUUUAACAGAAGAGAGUGAAAACUACAAAGAUGCUAUUUAUUCUGCUAAUUGGUUCGGAAAUAAACGUUUUAUGACAUCUAUUGUCAUAUUACUCACGCAAAGGCCUUUGACAUUAACAGCUUGCAACUUUUCAAUCGUUUCUUUAAGAAUUUUUAUUUCGGUUGUCAAUACGACAGUUUCUUACUUUUUUCUGUUACAAACGCUCGAUAGUGAUGAUUAAUAAUUUGACGAUUAUUAAAUUUUAUUUUUAAAUAUUAUUUACUCAAAUGGAUUAUUAACAAUUUGCGAAAAUAAUUUUAUUUUAAUUCAUUUGAAAAAAAUAAGAAAAUCUGAUUUUUAAUAGUCGUCACAACCAACAACAUAAUUACGAAAAAUUUGUUAAAAUCAAAAUUUGAUAAUCAUAAAACGUAAAACGAUCUGGCAAACUAUACAGUUGGCGUCAAAAAAUUUAACAACACCAUAAAUAAAUCAUUUCUAUAGAUUUCGUAUGCACAAAAAAUAUAAUAUGAGUAAUCUGUAUAAAAGUUAUUUCAGUAUACUGAUAAAAAUGCUUGGAUUAUAAGCAAAACUUAUUAUUGUUAGAAAAAAAAAACAAUAAAUGACUUACCAAAUUC
Molecule: messenger RNA, 1670 nt
Organism: Microplitis mediator
Lineage: Eukaryota; Metazoa; Arthropoda; Insecta; Hymenoptera; Braconidae
Product: odorant receptor 4-like
Exons: 5
Coding region: 116-1276 (386 amino acids)
Biological process (GO): detection of chemical stimulus involved in sensory perception of smell; sensory perception of smell
Cellular component (GO): plasma membrane
Molecular function (GO): olfactory receptor activity; odorant binding
Source: RefSeq, a predicted model, not a curated record